Messenger RNA from Balaenoptera musculus (blue whale), 1032 nucleotides. RefSeq names its product nucleolysin TIA-1-like. The transcript is spliced from 3 exons. Gene Ontology annotation, molecular function: RNA binding. The coding region runs from base 31 to 765 and encodes 244 amino acids. The record is from RefSeq and is a predicted model, not a curated record. Lineage: Eukaryota; Metazoa; Chordata; Mammalia; Artiodactyla; Balaenopteridae.
GCUUUCAGAGAUGCCCAAGUGGUAAAAGACAUGGCAACAGGAAAGUCUAAGGGAUAUGGCUUUGUCUCCUUUUUCAACAGAUGGGAUGCUGAAAACUCCAUUCAACAGAUGGGUGGCCAGUGGCUUGGUGGAAGACAAAUCAGAACUAACUGGGCAACCCGAAAGCCUCCAGGUCCAAAGAGUACAUAUGAGUCGAACACCAAACAGCUAUCAUAUGAUGAGGUCGUAAAUCAGUCUAGUCCAAGCAACCGUACUGUAUAUGGUGGAGGUGUCACUUCUGGGCUAAAAGAACAACUAAUGCGUCAGACUUUUUCGCCAUUUGGACAAAUAAUGGAAAUUCGAGUCUUUCCAGAUAAAGGAUAUUCUUUUGUUUGGUUCAAUUCCCAUGAAAGUGCAGCACAUGCAGUUGUUUCUGUUAAUGGAACUACCAUUGAAGGCCAUGUUGUGAAAUGCUACUGGGGCAAAGAAACUCUUGAUAUGAUAAAUCCCAUGCAACAGCAGAAUCAAAUUGGAUAUCCACAAGCUUACGGCCAGUGGGGCCAGUGGUAUGGGAAUGCACAACAAAUUGGCCAAUAUAUGCCUAAUGGUUGGCAAGUACCCACAUAUGGAAUGUAUGGCCAGCUAUGGAACCAGCAGGGAUUUAAACAGUCUUCUGCACCGUGGAUGGGACCAAAUUAUGGAGUGCAGCCGCCUCCAGGACAGAAUGGCAGCAUGAUGCCUAAUCAGCCUGCAGGGUAUCAAGUUGCAGGGUAUGAAACCCAGUGAAAAAGGACUCCAGAACCUAAAGCCAGUGGCUUAAGGCUACAGGGAGUGUAGUAAAGCCGUUGUUUACUUAAAGAUUUAUCAAAUCAGUCAGUGCAAAUGUCAGAUACAAUGUAUUUAUUUAAAAGAUUCAUUUUUUAAUCAUGAAAUUACCAUCCACAUUAUUUUAAAAAGAAACAAUAUGCUGGAUGUCUGCCAAUUUUUGCCUUCAUUACCUUUUUUGAUAAAGUUUCUCACAUCCUUGUUUCAAAUACAAAUGCAGGGAUUGCU